Amphiprion ocellaris (clown anemonefish) is the source of this 1434-nucleotide messenger RNA. RefSeq lists its product as uncharacterized. The record is from RefSeq and is a predicted model, not a curated record. NCBI's taxonomy places the organism in Eukaryota, Metazoa, Chordata, Actinopteri, Pomacentridae. The transcript has 3 exons. Bases 1 to 1434 code for a protein of 477 amino acids.
AUGAACCACAAUCAUUCUGUGCAUACACCUGAUCAGACCUUUACUACGGCGCUGUCACCCUCCCAUCCUCCCAUCCUUCCAGCCUCCCAUCCUUCCAGCCUCCCAUCCUCCCAUCCUUCCAGCCUCCCAUCCUUCCAGCCUCCCAUCCUUCCAUCCUCCCAUCCUUCCCCACUUCCCACCAGCCGCCCACCAGCCUCCCAUCCUCCCAUCCUUCCAGCCUCCCAUCCUCCCAGCCUCCCAUCCUUCCAGCCUCCCAUCCUUCCAUCCUCCCAUCCUCCCAUCCUUCCCCACUUCCCACCAGCCGCCCACCAGCCUCCCAUCCUCCGAUCCUCCCAUCCUUCCAUCCUUCCAGCCUCCCAUCCUUCCAGCCUCCCAUCCUUCCAUCCUCCCAUCCUUCCAUCCUCCCAUCCUUCCCCACUUCCCACCAGCCGCCCACCAGCCUCCCAUCCUCCCAUCCUCCCAUCCUUCCAUCCUCUCAGCCUCCCAUCCUCUCAGCCUCCCAUCCUCUCAGCCUCCCAUCCUUCCAUCCUCCCAUCCUUCCAUCCUCCCAUCCUCCCAUCCUUCCAGCCUCCCAUCCUUUCAUCCUCUCAGCCUCCCAUCCUUCCAUCCUCCCAUCCUCCCAUCCUUCCCCACUUCCCACCAGCCGCCCACCAGCCUCCCAUCCUUCCAUCCUCUCAGCCUCCCAUCCUCUCAGCCUCCCAUCCUCCCAUCCUCUCAGCCUCCCAUCCUUCCAUCCUCUCAGCCUCCCAUCCUCCCAUCCUCUCAGCCUCCCAUCCUUCCAUCCUCCCAUCCUUCCAGCCUCCCAUCCUUUCAUCCUCUCAGCCUCCCAUCCUUCCAGCCUCCCAUCCUCCCAUCCUCCCAUCCUUCCAUCCUUCCAGCCUCCCAUCCUUCCAGCCUCCCAUCCUUCCAUCCUCCCAUCCUUCCAUCCUCCCAUCCUCCCAUCCUUCCCCACUUCCCACCAGCCGCCCACCAGCCUCCCAUCCUCCCAUCCUCCCAUCCUUCCAUCCUCUCAGCCUCCCAUCCUCUCAGCCUCCCAUCCUUCCAUCCUCCCAUCCUUCCAUCCUCCCAUCCUCCCAUCCUUCCACCGCCCACCAGCCUCCCAUCCUUCCAUCCUCUCAGCCUCCCAUCCUCUCAGCCUCCCAUCCUCCCAUCCUCUCAGCCUCCCAUCCUUCCAUCCUCUCAGCCUCCCAUCCUCCCAUCCUCUCAGCCUCCCCUCCUUCCAUCCUCCCAUCCUUCCAGCCUCCCAUCCUUUCAUCCUCUCAGCCUCCCAUCCUUCCAGCCUCCCAUCCUCCCAGCCUCCCAUCCUCUCAGCCUCCCAUCCUUCCAUCCUCCCAGCCUCCCAUCCUCUCAGCCUCCCAUCCUUCCAUCCUCCCAGCCUCCCAUCCUCCCAUCCUCUCAGCCUCCCAUCCUUCCAUCCUUCCAGCCUCCCAGUGA